Molecule: messenger RNA, 2306 nt
Organism: Diuraphis noxia (Russian wheat aphid)
Lineage: Eukaryota; Metazoa; Arthropoda; Insecta; Hemiptera; Aphididae
Product: annexin B9-like
Cellular component (GO): vesicle membrane; plasma membrane; cytoplasm
Molecular function (GO): calcium-dependent phospholipid binding; phosphatidylserine binding; calcium ion binding
Source: RefSeq, a predicted model, not a curated record
UCCCAGUCGUGUCGACUUGCAUGACACACAGUCAUAAUCUUGAAUGAAUGUAAUAAAAUUAUAAUUAACCCCAUCUCAAUGUUCAUUAGUCAUUCGUYGACUCGUCCUUUUCACUCAUAUUAGUCAUAUUAAUCAAUACUCAAUAGUCACACUAAGUCACUUCUCACACCUCACACGUAUUGUACUCGUAAUUUGACUACAAGUUUUCUCUUUGUUAGUGGUUACUGGUUAGUCAAUACUCAAUAAUUCAAGUUGACUGUCAUUACUCUUWCAGUGUCUAACAUAUUUUAUUUGUUUGCUUAGUGUUACAUUACUUUUAAUUCCAAUAAUUCAUAAACAUGAGCUACCCCGGAUAUCCUCCUAACAAUCAGGGAUUCCCUGGCCAACCUGGAGUGCAACAGCCUGGCUCCCAGUUACCCUAUCCACCAUACCCCGGAGGUAAUAUAGGACAGCAAGGGUAUCCAAUGCAAAGUGCUUAUCCACCAGGUCAACCCAGCUAUCCCCAACAGAACCCAUACCCUCCUCAAGUAGGUCAAUAUCCACCACAACAACCUGGACAGUUCUUACCUCAGUCUGGUACAUAUGCUCCAAAUCCAUCCAUGUAUCCACCAUCAGCUGUACCAAGCCAAUGCCUAUCAUCUACUGUUGGAGGUCAAUAUCCAUCCUCUGUACCAGGCCAAUAUCCACCACAAGCCUCCCCAUAUCCAAAUGCCCAACUGCCAUCUGGCUACGCACCUCAGUCUGCUGCCUACCCAACUCAAUCAACAUACCCAUCUCAAUCAGCUUACCCACCCAAUCAACCAGCAACUUCAGUUUAUCCGAAUAUGACAGCUGGUGGUUACGACAGUGGUUCUCGAGUUCCACCACAAGCAGCAUAUCCACCUAUUAGUACUCCUGCUCAUUAUCAACCAUUGAGCAGCUCACCUGCUCAGAAAAAGUCUAAUCCAACAGUUCGACCAGCCAAUCCAUUUGAUCCACGUCGUGAUGCUGAAAUAUUGCGUAAAGCUAUGAAAGGGUUUGGAACUGAUGAAAAAUCAAUAAUACAGGUUUUGGCCCAUAGAGUUAAUUCUCAAAGACAGGAAAUUGCAGUUCAAUUUAAAACUAUGUUCGGUAAAGAUUUAAUAUCUGAUUUGAAAAGUGAACUGAGUGGAAAGUUUGAAGAUUUGGUUGUAGCACUGAUGACACCUACAUAUGAUUUUCUUGCUAAAGAAAUUCACCAUGCUAUUGAUGGUAUUGGCACUAAUGAAGAAACAAUAAUUGAAAUCAUAUGCACGGCUUCUAAUGCUGAGAUUAAUAACAUAAAAAUGGCAUAUCAUAAGUUAUUUGGAAAUGAUUUAGAAAAGGAGCUUAUGGGAGAAACAUCAGGAAGUUUCCGCAGAUUAUUAGUGUCACUUUGUCAGGGGCAACGCAAUGAAAAUACAUUUGUCGAUGUUGCAGCUGCACAAGCUGAUGGACAAAACUUGUUACAAGCUGGUGAACUGAAAUUUGGAACGGAUGAAUCUACAUUCAACAUGAUCUUGUGUAGCCGUAGUUACUGUCAAUUACAACAAGUAUUUUUGGAAUAUCAUCGUCUAACUGGGAGAGACUUUGAAGAUGUCAUCAAAAGUGAAUUCAGUGGAGAUAUUGAAAAUGGGCUUAGAGCAAUUGUGAAAUCCGUAAGAGACAAAAGUUCAUACUUCGCCAAACGUUUGCAUGAAAGCAUGGCUGGUUUUGGUACAAAUGAUAGAGCAUUGAUUCGUAUUGUUGCAACUCGUUGUGAAAUAGAUAUGGUUGAAAUAAAGAAUGCUUACAUGUCAAUGUAUGGGAAAUCAUUGGAGGCUGAUAUUGCGGACGAUACAUCAGGUGACUACAAAAAAUGUUUGACGGCUCUAAUUGUUGGCUAAAAAUAAUAUAUGUCUAUAUUUAUUUUAAUUUUAUGCAGUAUUCUAUUUAUGUGAUCAUUAAUACAUUUUACGCCUUUUGCAUUAUUUAAUCUUGAAAUCUGAAAUUGAUAUUUAAUAUUUACUAUUUUCAUAGUUUUGCAUUUAAUUUUAAUAUUGUAUACAACUAUAUUUUUACUCAUUCUUAGAGCAAGAUUUAAAUUAUGAUAAUUCAAUCUUAWUAUUUAUUMUUUUUUCAUCUACUUAGAAUCAUAUAAAUUUUGGUAUUUUUAAGUUAAAUACUUCGGGCUUGGGUAUUUWAAAAAUAACAGUUAUUUUUAGAUCAUAUAUCUACAUAAUUUAUUAUAAACAUUUCUAUUCUUUUACCAUUUAACACAUGAUAAACAUUUAAACUCACUUCGCCAAAUUAAUAUAAUUCAUUUUCAU